This is a messenger RNA of Spea bombifrons (plains spadefoot toad), 1241 nucleotides long. Its product is annotated as alpha-1,4-N-acetylglucosaminyltransferase-like. Bases 1 to 1011 code for a protein of 336 amino acids. The record is from RefSeq and is a predicted model, not a curated record. Gene Ontology annotation, molecular function: acetylglucosaminyltransferase activity. NCBI's taxonomy places the organism in Eukaryota, Metazoa, Chordata, Amphibia, Anura, Pelobatidae. Gene Ontology annotation, biological process: protein O-linked glycosylation. The transcript is spliced from 3 exons.
AUGCUAAAAUCUCUGAAAGUGUCAGCCUUCAUCCUGCUUGUAUUUGCUGUUGGAUUUCUUUCUAGAAUCAAUCACGAGGACAGCAAGUUUUUCCUCUUUAGAAAAAUAAGCUUCAAUGUCUUCAGUUCAGAUAAUAUCCUAAAUAAUAUCCUAAGUGAAGGAAAUGGCAUCAUAUUCCUAGAGAUAACUGACAGGAUGGAUCCACCUGCUUUGGUCUUGUGCUCUAUUGAAUCAGCAGCUCGUGUAUACCAUGACAGGCCUGUGGUUUUCUUCAUGAAUGGUUUGCCUGACCUGAAAUCAGAAGAUGACCAGAUCCAGGCACGAAAGAUACUUCCAGUUCUUUCAUCUUUUGAUAAUGUCUACUUGUUUCCUCUACGGAUGGAAAAACUUUAUGCAGAUACUCCUCUUUUCAGCUGGUAUAAAAAGAUUAAACCAGAACUGGAAAAAUUUUGGAUACAUGUUAGCUCAGAUGGAUGCAGAUUUGCUUCAAUAUGGAAAUAUGGUGGUAUUUAUAUGGACACUGAUGUCAUUUCACUCCGGCCCAUUCCACAUAAGAAUUUCCUAGCUGCAGAAAGUUUGACUGUUUGUAGCAGCAGUGUUUUUGGACUUGAUGAUCAUCACAACUUUACUUGGAAGUGUAUGGAAGACUUUGUAAAAAACUACAAUGGGGCAGUGUGGGGACACCAAGGACCAAGUCUCUUAACACGAGUUAUGAAAGAGUGGUGUGUUGUACCUACAUUUCAUAAUACAGAUGAUGCCAGCUGUGGAAGUAUCCCCUAUUUACACCCCCAACGUAUCUAUCCAAUUGCAUACCCAUCAUGGAGGAGAUACUUUCAGGUUUGGCCAAAAAUACCAACAUUUAAUGACUCUUAUUCUUUGCAUCUCUGGAAUUACAUGAAUAAUAGAAACAUGAGAGUGGUCCCUGGCAGUAACACAUUGGUUGACCAUUUGUUUAAACAGCACUGCCCCACCACUUACGCAUCUUUAUUAACUCAGGAGUCUGUUGUCUAAUAAAGAUUGAUUCAUGGUAUUGUUUACUAUAGGCAAUAUGAUAAUAAGUCAAGGCAUGUGUCUAAUAGAACUGGCUACGAUAAUGUCGCUAUAACACAUGCAAAUGACUGCUAUGCAGCUUGUUGAAAACAUUGUAUUAUUCAAAAACUAGAACUGCUUAAAAAAGAAUGAAAAAUGGAAAAUGUAUUUUUUAGUCUGAUACUAGGAAUAAAAAUUGGUGGGAUUUCUUA